This is a messenger RNA of Cololabis saira (Pacific saury), 4235 nucleotides long. RefSeq names its product exocyst complex component 3-like 1 (gene exoc3l1). Gene Ontology annotation, molecular function: SNARE binding. Gene Ontology annotation, cellular component: exocyst. The record is from RefSeq and is a predicted model, not a curated record. Gene Ontology annotation, biological process: exocytosis; exocyst localization. The coding region runs from base 220 to 2571 and encodes 783 amino acids. Lineage: Eukaryota; Metazoa; Chordata; Actinopteri; Beloniformes; Belonidae. The transcript is spliced from 15 exons.
GUGUGUGUGAGGGAAAAGAGGAAAGCCGUUAGUAGAAUGGAUAUGUGCCCUCUCUCCUCCACCCUUUCUUCUCCUCCCUGCUCUUCCUCCUCUCCUCCACCUCCUCUCCGGCUCUCUUCGGGCUCCUCUGCCUGCGUUGCACCCUGGGCACCUUCAGUGCCGGCCCCUGGGGGAGAAGUGGUCUCGUCGGGUGGACGGGUGGCUAGAAACUGAAAUUCAAUGUCAGCUGGGGAUCAGAAGAAUGGUGGUGACAAACCUGAAGACCUGGUGCCGAGGCCUGCGGUGUGGCCAGAGGUGGAGAGGGCGGAGUGCUUGGCCCGCGGCGCCGCCCUGAAGUGGGCGUCGGGCGUCUUCUGUCGGCCCGAACAGCUGGAGCGCCUGAGCCAGUACAGGAAGAGAGAGAGCCAGCGGACCACCUCGGUUCACACCAGGCUGAAGUCUCUGGUGCAGUCGUACCUGGAGGGCGUGGGCUGGGGUCUGGAGCAGCUGCGAGAGGCCCGGGCCGAGCUGAAGGAGGUGUCCCACACCCUGAGGGAAGCUGGACUGGAGUCGGAUCAAAACGCAGAGGGCGUGAAAUCUUUGGAGAGCCUUCGAGAGGCGUCAGUCAACCACUGCCAGCUCCUCGCUGCCGUCAGCAACCUGCCACGGCUUUACUCUGUUCGUAGCAUGGUGCUGGAGACGGAGCGUCUGGUGGAGUCCCGCCGGCUCCUGGAGGCCCACGCCCGCCUCAUGGAUCUGGAGCACUGGCAGGACGACAUCCUCUGGCAGCUCCACGGCGCUGGUGGGACGGCAGGAAGUGUGCUCAGCACGGAGGAUCAGGAGCUGGUGGCCAAGUAUUUCUCCGGAGUCGGGCAGCUGGUGGACGCCCUGGGGAGGGAGCUGUGGGCGGUGGUGAGCAGCGCUCUGGCUUUGGCCCGGCAGAAUCCCACGCCGUUCGUGUCAGCUGUGAGGAUAGUGGAACGCGAGGAGGCGCUGGACCGAGCUCUGCUGGCAGAGAGGGGGGGGUCAGGAGCCAACAGCAGGCCGCCGCCUGCUGGACGACCUCGCCGCUGGAGAGCCUGCUUCUUCCAAGUUCUAGAGGAGGCGGUGUCGGCGCGGUUUCGGAGCGUUUCCUACCUGCACACCCGGGGUCCGGGUCUGGCGGGCCACCUGUCCGCCCUGCAGCACGCCAUCGUGGCCGACCUGGACACGGUGCGUCACCUGCUGGAGCACUGCGUCCCAGAACACUACCAGCUGACCGGGGCUUACCUGAGGGCGAGCCACCGCUGCCUGCACACCCACCUGGCACAGGUUAGCAGCUGGGACCUGGAGAGUGGGGAGAUUUUUGCCGUCCUCAACUGGGUGCUGCACAUCUACAACAGCCCGGACAUGAUGGGUCACGCAGAGCUGGUGGCGGAGAUAGAGAAGGCAGAGCUGGGUCCUCUCAUCUCCACAGACGGACUGGAGCAGCUGCAGAGCAAAUACGUGCAGAGUGUUCGGAAGAGUGUUUCAGAGUGGAUGCACAAAGCUCUGCAGGUGGAGCUGCAAGACUGGCAGAGAGAUGAGGAACCGGAUACGGACCAUGAAGGUUUUUACCAGACCAGCCUGCCCACCAUCAUCACACAGAUGUUGGAGGAGAACGCCAGAGUAGCUCUGAUGAUUGGAGAGUCCCUGCGAGAUCAGACCAUACAGAUGGGGCUGUACGAGAUGGAGAACCUUCUCAACAGGUUUCGAGAAGCUCUGGUGGAUUUUGGGAAGGAGUAUCGCAGGGAUCCGAGCAACAACAAAAACAAGUUCUACCUCCACUACCUGCUGGCCUCCAUCAGUAACUGCAUCAUCCUCAAAAAGUCCGUGGAGAGCCUGCAGCUCCAGCGGUCCUCCCAGUUUGCGGGCCAGUUCUCCAGGACUCCCCCGAACCCACUGGCAGCUCUGAACCGGGCGGUGCGGCGAGCAUGUCGCCUGGUGAUGGAUCAGCUGCUGCUGGAGCUUCAGCCCUUCCUGCCGGGCCUGCUGACCCGACCCUGGCUGGCCCAGGGAGAUCCCACCCCCAAGCUCUGCCGGGUCCUGGAGCAUCACCUGGAGCUGUACAGCAGAGUUCGACCGCCUUGCCGGCAGCGCCUGCAGGAAGAGGCCCAGUGGCUGAUGGUGGUGGAGUACGUCAGGGCUCUGAUGCAGAAGAGGCUGGUAUGCCGUAGUAGCGAGGAGAGGAAGCAUCUUGCCCAGCAGAUGCUUCAGGAUGACCAGCUCUUCAGAGAGCUCUUCCACAGCCUGGAAGGUGAAGGCUCCGUGCCUGAGGUGAAUCCUCUGGCCUUGCUGCCCACGCUGGCUGACUUCAUCCGACUCAAAGACCCAGGCAUGCUCACUCUGGAGGUGUCUGGACUGGCAACCAAAUACCCUGACAUCAGUGAGGAACAUGUGUCUGUGCUGCUGGACAUCCGCGGUGACAUCUCCAGGGACAUCAGAGGAGCCGUGCUGGACCUGCUGGAGCAGAGCGCCCCCCCUCUGCCAGCGGGGUAUCGACCCAUCUUCACCGACAUCCUGGUGCCUCCCUCCACCAUGGCCUUCUGUCUGCCAACAGCUAAAUGUGCAUGACUGCAGGGACUCAACUGUUGAUUCUGCAGCCGUGGCCUUCAAACCCACAGUUACAAAAGCAUUAUUCAUAUCUUGUCCCAGUCUUCUUCUAUCAUCCAGGUUUCUAUUACCUGGAGUGUGAGGCCUUAAGGGUUGUUUUCUUAUGUUUUCCAGAGAUUUGAGCUGAUGACUUGCUGGUUCGGGUCAAACUUAAGUUAAAGAUGUUUCUUUAUUGCCUUAAAUUAUAUUUCAUGCUGUAGCAAUUAAUGAUCGUGCAUUUCUGCAGUCUAUCGUGCAGAUUUAAGAACCUGGAUAAUAAAUCUGCAGUGAAGAGCUGUAAACAAGAAUAACUGAUCCUUAAUCAGUCAAAAAAAAAAUUGCACUUAUUAGCCCCAUACUCAUCUAUUAUCAUCUUUGUCUUUUUAGGAGUUGGGUUGAUUUUUUUAAAAUUAUUUUUAGGGGGGUAAUAACAUCUCUUUUUAGUGAUUUUAAUCCAGUCAGGAAUUUAUGUCUACUUUUUUUUUUCUAUUCCUGUAUUCUACCACCUCAGUGUUCAGAUUUUUUGUAAUUCAGGGAAUGAUUUUCCAGUGUGACCGAAACAUCUUAUUAGCAACAUAUGUAAACAAAUCUAGGAGAGCUACACCCAGUAAUUUCAUUACAGUGCUGUUGUAAUAAUAGUAGGAUGCAGGUACUGCUGCUCUUUCGUGGCUUUCUGCUAUUUAUUUUUCUAUUAGGUCAAUUGUCACAUUAAAAUAUCACCCAAAAAGUCCAAAGUUACUAUCAACACCUCUUGCUUGUAUUGUUUCUUUUAUGUUAAAAGCCUAUGAUUUCAAAAGAUGUGAAGUAGUUUACACAUAAUGAGUUUCACUAUCAUUUAAGUGUCUUGAUUGCCAGCCUCGUAAUAAAAUCUUUAUUGGGGUCCACAUGUCAAACAUAUUUAAGAAAAUGCAUCUAUUGUAAAAAGCACUGUAUUCAUUUGUUUUCCACAAGAGGAUUAAUCUCGAGGCGUGGUAUAGAGAAAACAAACAAAUUAAAAUUCAAGUUCAGUUGAACACAGUUUGAUCCAUGUUAUCAAUAUCAUGUAGUUCAUUUAAGUGCUUUUUAAAUAUUGGCACUUUUGGGAGAAGAUGACCAGAUGAGGAAACCAACAGAUCACAGGUGUAUACAGACGAUCAUUUUACGGAGUAGAAAAUCAUAAUAAUUAAAUAAGUCAAGCUUUGUUGUUUGAAGGAUAAAUGGUUUUUAUUAGGUUGUAAGUGAGUAACUCUGGCUGCUAAAUCAUUAUUCCUAAAUUACCUUUAAAGUCCUUUUUGACAUCAACUCGUCAUGAAGUAUUUUUCUCUUCAGUUUUGUUUUAUACUCUUGUUUAUAAGAGGAUGUUAAAAAAAUCCUUUAAUGUCUAGAAUGUAUUUAUUAUAUUUAUAUUAUUCUUCUGUUUCCCCUACAAUUGUGUUCUAUUUUUUUUUCUUCAUUUUUUUCAUUUUAAAUAAAUAUUUUCUGGUUUAAUACCUACAAAGCACACUGUAAAGGCUGUUGCAUAAAAUGUUAAAUAAAUUCUGUAUGAAAUAUGUGUUGACGUUAUUAAAACAUUUGGAGCUCUGGUUUACCGUGUUAAAUACUCUCAAUAAUAUUUAUCAUGACAGUCUCAGUUUUUGUACAUUCACUUUUAAUCUGUAAUACGUGGU